AUGGCCAUGCGAGCACAGAAGAUGGGAAGUGCUUGGGGCAGGUUGUGUCUGCUGCUCUCUCUCCUCCUUCAGCUGCCAACCUCCCAAGGCAAAUGCUACUUCCAGGCUAAAGCUCCCUGUGAGUAUGAGGGGAAGCAGUACUCCCUGGGGGAGUCAUGGCUGAGCACUAACUGCCUGCUCUGCACCUGCCUGCACCCCGUCGGCGUGGGCUGCUGCGAGACCACCCAGCACCCCAUCGACUUCCCCGACUGGUGCGAGGCCCACUACGACUCACAGACCUGCCAGAUCUCGGUGGUGCAGAAGGCCAACCCCAGCCUGCCCUGUGUGAAGAGCGUGGAGCACGAGUGGGGCGCAGCCGGCACCCCUGAGCCGUUCAUCAACAAGGUGCUGGGCAUGGGGCUGAGCAGGUAG
This is a messenger RNA of Colius striatus (speckled mousebird), 411 nucleotides long. It is a transcript of the gene MSMP, whose product is annotated as microseminoprotein, prostate associated. The coding region runs from base 1 to 411 and encodes 136 amino acids. The record is from RefSeq and is a predicted model, not a curated record. NCBI's taxonomy places the organism in Eukaryota, Metazoa, Chordata, Aves, Coliiformes, Coliidae. The transcript has 3 exons.